Priapulus caudatus is the source of this 4962-nucleotide messenger RNA. Its product is annotated as cullin-4A-like. Gene Ontology annotation, cellular component: Cul4-RING E3 ubiquitin ligase complex. The record is from RefSeq and is a predicted model, not a curated record. Lineage: Eukaryota; Metazoa; Priapulida; Priapulimorpha; Priapulimorphida; Priapulidae. Gene Ontology annotation, molecular function: ubiquitin protein ligase binding. Gene Ontology annotation, biological process: ubiquitin-dependent protein catabolic process; protein ubiquitination; DNA damage response.
ACGAAUCAUUCAAGAAAGAGAAAGGGAUCUGGUAACAAUCAUCGCCCGUCUAAAAAGUGCGCAGUCGAGAAGGAGGACAUUGUUGACGUGAUGACUGAUUCCGAAAGAAAACCGAAUUUCUCUUCACUCAGUGGUCCGAACGGUGUCAACAGAAACCAUGCAUCGCCACUUGUUGCCAACAAGCCCGUUUCAACAAGGAAACUCAUCAUUAAGAAUUUUAAAGACAAACCUAAAUUGCCAGAGAAUUAUCAACAGCAGACGUGGGAUAAGCUGAAAGAAGCCGUCAUUGCUAUUCACAAGAGCACGUCCAUCAAGUCGAGUCUCGAAGAGCUGUAUCAAGCCGUCGAAAACAUGUGCUCUCAUAAGAUGGCCCCUCUGCUAUACGAACAACUCAGAGUUUUAUGUGAUGAACACGUCAAGUCGAAUGUCAGCCAGUUCCUAGCUGAUUCCGUGAACAGUCCUUUGUAUCUAAAACAGAUGAACACGUGUUGGCAGGCACACUGUCAGCAAAUGAUUAUGAUAAGAAGCAUAUUUCUCUUCUUGGACAGGACCUACGUCUUACAGAACUCUUCAAUGCCAUCUAUAUGGGACAUGGGGUUAGAACUGUUCAGAGUUCAUAUCAUCAGCAACAGGUCUGUACAGAAUAGGACUGUCGUCGGGUUACUCCUUCUCAUCGAGAGCGAACGAAACGGCGAGGCCGUAGACAGGAGCCUUCUGAAGAGCCUGCUACGAAUGCUGUCAGACUUACAAAUCUACCACGAGGUAUUCGAGGUGCAGUUUCUCGAGGCGACGAACCAGCUGUAUCGCACUGAGGGCCAGCAGCUGAUGCAGGAGCGCGACGUGCCCGAGUAUCUGAUGCACGUCGACAAGCGUCUGAACGAGGAAACCGAGCGUCUGCUGCACUACCUCGACCAGAGCACCAAGAAAGCACUGAUCACCUGUGUGGAGCACCAACUUCUUGGUGACCAUCUAUCCAGCAUACUUCAGAAAGGAUUCGACAACUUGAUGGAGGCAAAUCGAACGAGCGACCUAACUCUCAUGUACCAGCUGUUCAGCCGAGUAAAGAAUGGACUGCAUGAGCUGUGUGCAGGAUUCAGUAGUUACGUGAAGAAACGCGGACGGGCGAUCGUCAUCAACCCGGAGAAGGACAAGACGAUGGUGCAGGAGCUGCUGGACUUCAAGGAGAAGCUGGACACGAUCGUGUCCGACUGCUUCCAGAACAACGAGAAGUUCAUCCUCGCGCUGAAGGACUCGUUUGAGUACUUCAUUAACCAGCGGCUGAACAACAGCAGAGCUCUAGCCAAAUUCGUCGACUCAAAGCUGCGAGCUGGAAACAAAGAGGCGACGGAGGAGGAGUUGGAGCGAUUGCUUGAUAAGAUCAUGGUGAUAUUUCGAUUUAUACAUGGCAAAGAUGUUUUCGAAGCAUUUUACAAAAGGAUCUUGCAAAGAGACUUUUGUAGAAAAAGUGCUUCUGUGGAUGCAGAGAAAUCCAUGCUGUCCAAGUUGAAACAAGAAUGUGGUGGUGGUUUCACGAGCAAGCUGGAAGGGAUGUUCAAGGACAUGGAGCUAUCCAGGGACAUUAAUAUUGCAUUCAAACAGCAUCUGCAGAAUAUAUCGUCACCCGAUAACAUAGACCUUACAGUGAACAUAUUGACGAUGGGCUAUUGGCCAACAUAUGUUCCCGUGGAGGUACACAUGCCACCAGAGAUGGUCUCAUACCAAGAAAUAUUUAAGAAGUUCUAUCUGGCAAAGCACUCUGGACGCAAGCUACAGUGGCAGCCAACACUAGGACAUUGUGUGCUCAAAGCAAGCUUUAGUGCUGGAGCGAAGGAGCUUCAGGUUUCCUUGUUUCAAACGUUGACGCUGCUGCUGUUUAACGGCACAGAGGAGCUGGCACUAGAGGACAUCGCUCAUCAGACUGGCAUAGAGGACACUGAGCUGAGACGAACACUUCAGUCAUUAGCCUGUGGAAAAGCCAGAGUUAUCCAGAAAGUGCCAAGGGGAAAAGAUGUGGAGGAUGGGGACAAGUUUGUUUUCAAUAACGAAUUUAAAAACAAAUACUUCAGGAUUAAAAUCAAUCAAAUCCAAAUGAAAGAAACAGCUGAGGAGCAGAUCAGCACCCAGGAGCGAGUGUUUCAAGACAGACAGUACCAGAUAGACGCUGCCAUCGUGCGCAUCAUGAAGACUCGCAAGACACUCAGCCACACCCUGCUUGUGUCCGAACUGUAUGAGCAGCUCAAAUUCCCAGUUAAGCCGGGAGAUUUGAAAAAGAGAAUCGAGAGCCUCAUUGACAGAGAUUACAUGGAGAGGGACAAGGACAACUCCAACAUGUACAAAUACGUAGCGUGAGAUGCGUCCCGUCAUGUCGGAUGCUGUGCCUUCCUCAUCCAUUCUAAUUGCCAUCACAUCGUUACUGUGAGGUGUAUGAAAGGAGAUUAGGCAGCACCGAAGCAAUCGAAUCCUCUCCCAUGGAGGGGUAGUCAGAGUUGGCAGUGUACAUUGAACAUGGGUGUAACAGGCAGAGACGUUGCAGAGUGAUGCUAUUUUAAAGUAUGGCGUUUCGUUCAUGAAAUUUUCGUCGACUUACACAUAUUUACGUAAAUGCACUAUCGCAAGAAGCUUUAAUUGAUCUAGGCAUGUAUCCGAGUGCUGAUAUUGGAACAAGGUCUUCACACUUGCUCGCUUUAUAAUACCCAGUCAUAAAUCGCAUUCCUGCUCUUGCUCUCUCUCUCUCACUCCCUCCCUCCCUUGCUAACUCCAUCCCACCCUCUCCAUCUCACUCUUUCUUUCUCUCAUCUAUCUCUGUUGGUCAGAGUUCAGAUAAUGCUCAAAGCUAAAUACUAAAACGUCCGUAAUGGAAAAACAAUUCAUGUGAAUCCUCUCAAGCAACAGAUGCUAAGUAAACAAACGUUGAUUAUCGAAUCAAUUGGUGAUAAAACAAUUUCUGAUUAAAGCCGAUUGUGUGCUCACUAUCUACCACCUACUAGCAUGUAGAUUGCCUUGCUAUGAAAAGCUCACCCGUAGAGCAAGUUUAUUUUGUCUAAGAUGUCUUGGUUUGGCCCUUGCAUUUAUGCCCUAUGCUCCAGCAUAGAAAUAUCUUGAAGGCUGCCAGGUCAUAAUAGGUCUUUUGCCCCGUGUAGUAUUGUAGGGGUAAGAAUGAUCUAUUCACGAAAUUGUCAUUGUACAAAUUGAAAUUCAACCCAUCUGGUAACAUUUUGUAAGGAAAGUGAAGGGUAUAUUUGGCAUCUUAAUCAGAUGUAGAAGAGCAAGCAGCGUCAACUAUAUUUUUAAAAGACUAACCUAAUAGAUGUAGAAUUUUCAGUGAAGCAGAGCCAUGUUAGCCGUGCUCGACUAGCAAGUUUGUACAGUUGAUGAGUGUGGAAUACCCUCUUGUGACAUGAAGAGUACAGGCAAUGCUUAUUUGUACCAGAAUACGUGGUAGCAUUAUCAAUUUAUUUAUCAGUCCAGCCAUUUGAAGGCAACUUGUCUGCCGACGGAUUUUUACAUUAGCUUAUUAGACGUUGUGAGGAAGUGUAAUUCUCAAUGGUAAAUCAGUUGACAACACGUGGUGGUGGCAACCUUUGUACAUAUAUUUUGCCGACGCCGUAUUUGGAAACAACUUGUAGACAAACUAGCUUCGUGUUGUGUUCUGCCAGCAGGGUUUUGCUGCAAUGGGUAUUUUUAACAACCGAGACAUGUUUGCCCGGUGCAACAGUUCCAGUGGCAAAGCUAUGAUACAUGUGUCAGUGCUGUUUUGCGCAACUGGACGUAUUGAGUUCAAUAAUAAUCUGCAUAUAAAGAGUGGAUGAAGUUCAAGACAGUCGAGUCCACAUUUUGGAGGUAAUCCCAUUGCAGGCAUCUUAAAUGGUAUGUGAUAUUGCACUCCACUAUUGUUAAAUAUAAAUUCAAUGAUUGUAAAGUUCACAGUGUUGUGGCAAGACCAUGGUGGUGAUUGGUUUCCUGCUUCUGUACAUAUUAUUAAGUCUUCUUUUUGUCGUUACACAUUGAUUUUGUAUAUGCAGUUUUGUGUUGUCUCAUUCAGUAAUAGCACCUUCGAAAUGGGCAAAUGUGUGGAUGCUAAAUUAUGAAAACUUGCACUCACUGAUGCAUAAUCAGACAUAUGCAAACUCCAAUCUGAUUAGCCUUAUCUUCAGGUUUAGUCACCUAAAUUUUGAAUGGCUAGUCAAUACAUAGAAAAGGCUGUGCACCCGUGAGUGGAACACUUCAUGUUACUAGUGUUAAUUUGCAUAUUUCUCCGAUAAAAGCUAGAAGCCACAUUUGUAAAAAAAAACGACAACACCUGAAUAUAUGCAAAUGGUAAUUGCAGCACCGUCAUGCUAAAGGGAGGGACUGGGCAGCAGUAGAUGGAGAUGUCAGCACUGAGUGUACGUAUUCAGCAAAGAGUUCUCAUAGCUAUAGAAUUCUGUUUAUAUCUCUUGCUCAUGGAAUAUAUAAACAUAGGUGGUAGUUAACUAAAGUCUGCGACUUGUACUGGUCCUCGCUUUCUCGUGGGGGGGAAUUUGCAAGCACAUUUUCAAGUGAGUCAUGUGAAGUAAGCAUUAUUGAAAUGACGUCCCAGUUCUGGACACGCCCUAUUGAUGAUAUUUCAAUGUUGCUUGACGGCUUUUCAGAGGCUGAAGUUGCUUCGGUGUUAGUGACGUUUCACAGUAGUGAGAAACGCGCGGUUGGGCCGCAUGCUUGGCCGCGCCAGAUUUUGUACAAGCUGUGUAGUCGGUGAGAGAUUACUAGCUGCAAUGAAGCCAGCCCCAUAUAUAUAUUUUUACUUGGAAUGUCUUGUAGAUUUAUUUCCGUUGGCCGUCAACAAUAUUACCAGUCUCGCGUAUAUCCACUGAAAUCCUACGCACACCCUCAGUGCUUUUGUUGUUCCUUACUGAAGGGAGUGUAGUGUAAUAUAUUUAAACUGUACCAUAUUGUGAUAAAAUAAAAUUCGUGUAGAACUAA